AUGCACCGCCACAGGGAAGGAUUCGACCAAAUCAAGGUUGCCUUUGAUUUAGGAUCCGAUUUCUCGGACAGCACAACCUCGGCUCCUCGGUCGUCCCUGUCGAGUCUCAGUUUUGGUGAUAAUAAUGACACGCGGAGUGGUCUUUCCUUUGAAGAGGCGUUUGGGAAUCAAGGUCGAUUUGCUCGAAGACCCAGUCGUUUCAUGGAAGCUACCUUCAGGGACAGUACAGGAACCCAGGAUGACAUGGCCAUGCCCAGCAGAAGAUCCAGGGUAUAUCGACCGGCUUUUCCGCCUUCUUCUGCAAGUAAUCAAUCUCUUGUCAAUGUGGGCAACUACAACGACGCCCCUGCCAAUCAAAAUCAAACGGCUGCUGCCAACAACAACAACAAACCUGUUCUGAAAGGACAAGUUUUCUCGACGGAUGAUUCUGUGGUUGGAAAUUUUGUGAGCCCCAAAGUGCGGCCCCAUCCCAACGAUUCUCUCGAAUUGACGAGCAACACAGCAUCAUCCUUAUCAGGAGAUGCAGGGGGAGAAUUAUUCAAUAAUUUUCCCACCACUCGCCAGGAUCUCAGCCAUUCUUUGGUCGCCAAAUUGGGAAGUAGUGCCGCUGUAAAUCACAGCAAGGCCGUGGGACGAAGGCGAGCCAGUGUGGCCGUAUUGACAGGAUCCAACAGUUCUGUCUCGGACGAAGGUUCCACGAAUAAUAAUAAUCACCGUCACCAGCAGCGCAACCAAACAAGUCGAGAAGCAUCCAGGUCACGAUCUCGAACUCCAGUGCGAAAGGGACGGUCACACAGUGCUGGUGCAAAAUACCGCAGGGGAGAACAGCAACAACAAAAACAAUCAACUGAUCAUGGCGACGGAAAAGAUGUACCUGCAGAAAAUGAUGGACACAAAGACGACAAUCACCGGCGUGUCAGACUCCAUGAGCACAAAGACAAGGAAGAUUCACGUUCUACCAGACGAGAACGCAGCCCUGCAGUUGAUGGUGGGGAUCAAAGGACGGCUGAUGAUUCCAGCCGCCGUCGCAAUCACCGAACGGAUGACAGCAGUCGUCGACAUCACAGAACAGACGACAGCAGCCGUCGGCAUCAUAGGACAGAUGAUGACGGCAGUCGUCGAAAUCAAAGGAUAGAUGAUGACAGCAGCCGUCGGCAUCACAGGACAGAUGACGGCAGCCGUCGAAAUCAAAGGACCAGGAGCGGCAGUGGUAGUCGAAGGAGUCACCGAGUGGAACACAGCAGGAAACCAGAGAGUCAAAGUCCCGAACCAUCCGGAGCCAGGCGACACCGAGAUAGGGUCGAACGACGAGGAGGCGGUCAAAGUGGCAGUCCACAUGAUAAUAGACGCCGUACCGGCAGGGACAGUCGGAGUCCACCCGACGGUUCGCAUCAUCGAAGGAGGACAAGCCACGAAAGAGGAAGGCAUGCCAGGGGACAGCACGACGAUCAUCAUCCCGGCGAUCAUCAUGGGUCUCACGACAGAGGCCAUCGUAAAGAAAGUGGCAGCCCGACGGAAGCUAAAGGUCGUCGCAGACAUCGCCACAGUGAAAUCCGAAAUGAGAAAAAGUCCAAAAGCAGAAGUCCAAAGGCAGGCAAUCGAAGGCGUCACAGCGAAAGUCCUCGUGCAAGCGCCAAUGCCGCGGAUACGACAAAUUCCAACACAGCUGCACCUGCGCCUAGACGGAGUCGGGGGAGUAUGAUUAUUCUAGACCAAACGAAAGCUGCCGAGGCCGCAAUUCCCGCUGCAAAUACUACCACUUCCAAAGCUACACCCAAUCCUCCGAGACGAGCACGAGGAAGCAUGAUAAUUCCAGGCGAAUUCCCAGUCCCUCACACUGAGCACUCUGAGGAUAAAAGCCAUCACGUGGGAAGUCAUCACGACGACAAUCACCGUCAACACCACGCGAGAAUCAAGGACCGAAGACUUAGUCCACAUGAUGGCGACAAGAACCGUAUAGCAAGAAGGCCACCCCAUCGCAGGUUGGAACGGAAGCGUAGCAAGAGCAUGGGCGAUGUCAAAGCAAAGAGCAGAAGUAGACUUCAUGCACAAGACAACGACAAGAUGAAAGGGGCGGCGAAACGCAGAUCUUCCAGUGCGGAUAUUGUCAACACUCGGCAUCGCCACAAGAUCAAGAAUCGCAGCAACCAUUCAAACAAUGAUGACCUUGCCACCACGAACAGCAGCAUGGAGCGCCAUGAAGUAGCAGUUGCUCUUGCAGCUGGCAAAAAAGUCAGUCUUUCUCCCCGCAGCCGUCGUCUUACAGCGCACGUGAAAUCGAAGGAAGCAACGCUGUUACGACACCGCCGUCUCUCUGCACCGACGCACAACUCGGGCUCGUCUAUUGACGAUGAAAAACGCAAAAUACACCCCCGGGGCCGAUCGCCUCGUCGCCACGUAGGCGAAGAGCCAAGGUCGUCGUCAUCGUCGUCGCAGGACGCUGCGGAAAGAUCAACACACAAACUGACUCUUGACACUGGCCGUCGCCGUUCCAUCUCUCCAAAGAAAACUCGAACCUUGACAAAUCAGCACACUGGCGAACACAGCAACAGCAGCAAGCCAAGCAAAUACAAAGAAUCCUUGAUGCGUCAUACGAGUAAGGACGAUUCGGGAGGACGUGCAGCUCCAAAAGAGCGGCCCACUUUGAGACGCCAUUCCAGCCUGAACCAGUUGGAAAACAAAAGUAGAAGGUCGCUUGUCCCAAUCAGGCAGAACUUGUCGCAUUCGGACUUGGAUGAGGCAAGGUCCGGUAUUCUGUUGGAACGAUCCAGGUUGGACUUUUUGGAUGAGCAAAUGUCCCUUAGCGACAGUGACGACGACAGUGAAUCUGGCCUCGCCCAGAAGCAGGGGCUGCAACUGAAGUCUAUCUGGCAAUAUGAUCAAGUGAGUUCCAAUCAGAUUCCCGACUUGCCAGAGCCUCGGUUUUCCGACCCUCAGUUUUCGGAACCCGAGUUUGACGUUACGGACGAAGAACUAGAUAGUCCAGCGCUGCACAGGGUGACGACCACCAACCUUGACCAUGUGGAUCUGACAGCCCUUAGUGCGGCUCAAGUGCAGGUGGUUUUGGCAAGAGCUCGGGGUGAGUUGUAG
This is a messenger RNA of Seminavis robusta, 3090 nucleotides long. Lineage: Eukaryota; Bacillariophyta; Bacillariophyceae; Naviculales; Naviculaceae. The record is from the annotation of a GenBank genome assembly.